AUGGCUCCAUCCGCAACUCAUCCUGGCGGACAAGACCCUGUGAUCAUCGUAGUGACCGAGGGCCCGCCGGCCUAUCCCGCCGCUGACAGCCGCCUGUCAGCGUACAAGCUGAGUGUGGGUACUGGAGCGUCGCUGCCGCAGUGCGAGGCCACCAGCUUGCCUGACUGCAUGCGCGACCUGCGUGCCAUCCCGCGCGUGCGCUGUUGGGACGAGCACGGGAUAAUGCUCGUCAGCAGCGAUAACUGGUGCCUCUUGGUGCCGCGGCACGUUAUCCGGUCGUCGAGCGAGGCUCUCAGCCAAGUCUUGGGCCGCUUCAAGUUCCAAGACUAUUCCUCCGUCAUCAAGUUCUUCAACUACCACAGUGAGACGGCGGCCGUCCUCGACGCCUUCUUCACCUUCGUCGUCAGGGGCACAUUCCGCUUCCCAGACAACCCCUGCGAAACGACGGACACGCGGUGCAUCUUCCUCGGACACCUGUGCGCCUUUAUGGACCGAUAUCGCUGCGUCCGGGCCAGGGACAACCUCCUCAACGAGUUCUUCGUGACAUUUGUCCUGGGAUCAGUUAGGUAUCUAGUUGAGGCGUUCAUUCUGGGCGCGCUGGCGCGCGACGUCCGCUUCUGCUGCCUCGUGCUCGAGCAGGACGAGGCGCGCGCAGUACAGGAUGCGGCAACGGCGGCGCGACUCACAGGCGACGCCGACCUCGCUCUCGCGGCCUUGCAGUACCCCUUCUCCGACGAAACAGCGUACGUGCGCUGCUUUCGCCGCGUAGACGUGUCGCUGCUUUCACGCGCCGUGCACGACAUCGUGCCAAACGAAUACCUCUGUGGCUUGCUGCAAAUGCUUAAUCCGGAGGGCGGUGUCAGGCUCGCUGAAAGGUUCGCCGAGUUGAUGCAGUCCAAGUAGUAGACGACUUCAUGUAGGCGCAUGGAGGGGUAUAUGCAACAGG
Molecule: messenger RNA, 946 nt
Organism: Vanrija pseudolonga
Lineage: Eukaryota; Fungi; Basidiomycota; Tremellomycetes; Trichosporonales; Trichosporonaceae
Exons: 2
Coding region: 1-903 (300 amino acids)
Source: RefSeq, a predicted model, not a curated record